Messenger RNA from Gossypium raimondii (Peruvian cotton), 2151 nucleotides. RefSeq names its product eukaryotic translation initiation factor 3 subunit D. Gene Ontology annotation, cellular component: cytoplasm; eukaryotic translation initiation factor 3 complex. NCBI's taxonomy places the organism in Eukaryota, Viridiplantae, Streptophyta, Magnoliopsida, Malvales, Malvaceae. The transcript has 2 exons. The coding region runs from base 89 to 1822 and encodes 577 amino acids. Gene Ontology annotation, biological process: translational initiation. Gene Ontology annotation, molecular function: translation initiation factor activity. The record is from RefSeq and is a predicted model, not a curated record.
CUGUAGGGUUCUUCUUCUUCUUCUUUCAGUAAGAUUCUCUCUAUACUGCUGGUGUUGCAGGAAAAUCCAAUCCAGAGAUUCGUUACCGAUGGUGGGAGUUUUUGAAGUAGGAGCUGUUCCAUUUAAUCCCGACGGUUGGGGUCCACCCGAAUCAACCACCGCUACCCCACCAAGCACGACCACCACACUCCCUCCCCAUGUCCCUUACGCCACCUUCUCCCGUUCCGAGAGGCUCGGCCGAAUCGCUGACUUCACCCGUUCUUUCUCCUCUUCGAACGCCAACGCAUCUAAUCGUCCUUCCUCCGGGAAAGCCGGCUCAGCCGAUUCCCCCUUCGAUUUCUCUCUCGACCUCGACGCCUUCCCUCUCGCUAACCCCGACGAUGGUUCCGCCUUCCGUUUAGUCGACACGAAGCCUACUCCUCGUCCUAAAUUUGGCCCUAAAUGGCGUUUUAAUCAACACCGACCUCAACUCCCCCAACGACGCGAUGAAGAAGUCGAGGCCCGGAAAAGAGAGGCCGAGAAAGAGCGAGCCCGUCGCGACCGUCUUUAUAAUCUCAACCGGUCCAAUCAGAACCAGCAACGUCGUGAAGCUGCCAUCUUCAAAUCCUCCGUUGAUAUCCAACCUGAAUGGAACAUGCUCGAACAAAUUCCCUUCUCAACAUUCACCAAAUUAUCCUUCUCCGUCUCCGACCCCGAAGAUUUACUUCUCUGUGGCGCUUUGGAGUAUUACGAUAGGUCCUUUGAUCGAAUCACCCCGAAGAACGAACGGAGACUCGAGAGGUUCAAAAACAGAAACUUCUUUAAAGUCACCACAACCGACGAUCCGGUCAUCCGAAGAUUGGCCAAUGAGGAUAAAGCAACUGUUUUUGCGACUGAUACGAUUCUGGCAACUUUAAUGUGUGCCCCCAGGUCUGUUUAUUCCUGGGAUAUUGUUGUUCAACGUGUUGGGAAUAAACUGUUCUUCGAUAAAAGAGAUGGGUCGCAAUUAGAUUUAUUGUCCGUCCACGAGACCUCUCAGGAGCCAUUACCUGAAGCUAAAGAUGAUAUUAACUCUGCUUAUUCGUUGAGUGUGGAAGCGGCUUAUAUAAAUCAGAAUUUUUCACAGCAGGUUCUGGUUAGGGAUGGGAAUAAGGUGAGUUUUGAUGAGCCAAAUCCGUUCGCCAAUGAAGGUGAUGAGGUUGCUUCUGUGGCAUAUAGGUAUAGAAGGUGGAAGCUUGAUGGUGAUAUGUAUUUAGUCGCAAGGUGUGAGGUUCAGAGUGUUGUUGAGGUUAACAACAAAAAUUCCUUCGUUACUUUGAAUGCACUUAACGAGUUUGAUCCCAAGUAUUCCGGUGUUGAUUGGAGGCAGAAGUUGGAGACCCAAAGGGGUGCAGUUUUGGCUACUGAGUUGAAAAAUAAUGCAAAUAAGUUGGCUAAAUGGACUGCUCAAGCGAUUUUAGCCAGUGCUGAUUUGAUGAAAUUGGGAUAUGUGACAAGAGUGCAUCCUAGGGAUCAUUUUAACCAUGUGAUAUUAGGUGUUGUUGGGUAUAAACCAAGAGAUUUUGCUUCCCAAAUUAAUCUGAAUACUUCGAAUAUGUGGGGGAUCGUCAAGUCUAUUGUAGACUUGUGUAUGAAGUUGAAUGAAGGGAAAUAUGUGCUUGUGAAGGAUCCAUCUAAGCCUCAAGUUAGGAUUUAUGAGGUUCCAGCUGAUGCUUUUGAGAAUGAUUAUGUUGAGGAACCAUUGCCAGAAGAAGAACAGGUUCAGCCACCAAGUGAGGAUGCUGAAGGUGUGGAGGCUAAUGAGACUACAACUGACGAUAAAGAGAUUGAGGCACAAACUUAGUGCUUAUUGGUGAGUGCAUAUCCAAAUUCUGGUUAUUGAAGGAGAAUCAGGGAUCAGGAGAUGCUGCUGUGUCAAAAACCAGAUUUGAAUAUCAAAGAUUAGUCCACAAAAUAUUUAUCUUAUUAUCUUUUAUCCGCAAGCUGCUUUAGCAAUAUACGUGGGAGCGAUUUUGUAAGAGCGUUUAUAACUUUUGCCUUUUGAAACUAAGCCUAAUAAUGCGUGUUGAGGCAAUAUUAAGUUUUUUUGCUGCUUCAGAAACUCUUUCAUCUUGAGUUAUUGCUUGAAAUAUUCAUCAUUACAGUUGGUAAUAAAUGAGACAGUUUUGGUCU